CCUAUCAGUCCCUAAUGUUCAGGAAUCACACAAUGAACGACAGACAGAAAUGAAUUUAUUUAGUUUUCAACUCGAUGCGCAGCUGCGUUUCAAGGCAAAGAUGGACACCCUCCAUUCGGUGCUGGUGUUUUAGCUGUUAACAGCGUUUUUGCUGGGUCCAUUUUGCGUGUGUAGCUUGGAAGUGGAGAAAAAAAAAAAAAAAAAAAGACAAAGAGAACAGAGCUCUCCCAUAGCUAGAAUGGUUUGGGCCUAAAAAGAAGACAAGAGCAACAUGAACCGUGAGGACCGGAAUGUGCUCCGAAUGAAAGAAAGAGAAAGGAGAAAUCAAGAAAUCCAGCAGGGAGGAGGAGAGGCCUUUCCAGCAAAUUCACCUCUCUUCCCUGAACCCUACAAAGUGUCCAGCAAGGAAGAUAAACUGUCAAGCCGUAUUCAGAGCAUGCUGGGCAAUUACGACGAGAUGAAAGAGCCGAUUGGUGACACACUUCCUAAGAUUGGCGGUAAACCAUCUAACAGCUCGUCUUCCUCCGAGGAGAAAUCGGGCCCACCUUUGUUUGGCGGGGACCAGCGCGGCGUCGGUAGCGGUGGCAGCAGCCAGAGCAACAAGUGGACUCCUGUUGGCCCCGCAGCAGGUAGCUCUUCGUCCCAGUCCCAGAAACGCUCAGGACUCCAGGGCGGCCACGGUAGCCAGAGGAGCAGCGGCAGUAGCGGCAGCAGCAGCAGUAGCCAAAGACACGGAGGGGAGGUGCGGGAAAAGAAGUCGAGUAAACACAGCGGAGGGUCGGAGCACUCCAAGUCGCACACGUCGAGUCCGGCCAAGGGCUCGCUGAGUUCCUCAGGCAGCAACAGCCACUUGCGGAGCUCCUUGGCUGCCGAGCAGCAUCACAGCAAGGAGCGCUACCGCUCCAAGUCCCCGCGAGACAGAGAGGCCAACUGGGACUCUCCCUCACGGGUUCACACCUCCUUCCCCACCGGACAGCACUCGAGUCAGGCUUUUCCCCCCUCUCUCAUGUCCAAGCCCGGCUCCAUGCUGCAGAAGCCCACAGCGUAUGUGCGGCCUAUGGACGGCCAGGAAACAGCAGAACCCAAGAGCUCGCAAGCAGAAAGCUACAGUGGACAGUCGCACAGCAGCACCAUGGGAGAGAUGAAGUCCAACAGCAAGGCCUCACUUUCAAAACUCAAGAUCCCCUCACAGCCUGUGGAGGGAUCUGGUGACGCCAACUGUGUUGAUGAGAUUCUGAAGGAAAUGACUCAGUCGUGGCCCCCUCCGCUGACAGCCAUCCACACCCCCUGCAAAACAGAGCCCUCCAAGUUUCCAUUCCCAACCAAGGACUCUCACCCUUUUCCCAGUGGGCACAAGCGAGGUAGUUCGUCCAAGAGCUCCAGCAGCCACCAGUCUAAAGCUUGCGAAGACCAGCCCACUGUACUGGAAGAUGACCUUAAGCUCAGCAGCAGUGAGGACAGUGAUGGAGAACAGGACUCUGCAAAGAAUGCCUCAAGGAACACUUCAGCAAGCAAUAACAGUGAAGGAGCGGAGCAAUCCAGGGAUGAUUCAAGCAGCCACAGCGGCUCGGAGAGCAGCUCGGGCUCCGACAGCGAGAGUGAAAGCAGCACGACAGACAGCGAAGCCAAUGAGCCCCCGCGGCCCGCCUCCCCGGAGCCUGAACAACCCAUGGCCAACAAAUGGCAGCUGGACAACUGGUUCAAGAAGGCCAAGCAGUUCUCUCCAGCCUCUCCAGCGGACAAUAAUGUCCCAACCAAGUGCAAGAAAGAGGGCAGGGACAAUGGCUCAGGACGCGGCUAUAGCAGCCAGGUAGGGGGAUCAAAAGACUCAGCGGCACCCACCCCAAGCAGGGACCUACGGGCGGCACAAAAGGGUGCAGAGGGUGGCCGUGGCCGGCAAAAAUCCCCCGCCCAGAGCGAGGGGGGCACAAAUCCGCGAAGGAGUACGGGUAAAAAGCAGCCUAAAAAGUCUGAGAAGCCCCCAGUGGUGGAGGAACCCAAGGGAGGACUGAGGGUGGAGAGUGAGCCGGCUCCAGAGAUACCUCCUCAUCGGCCUAAAGCUGCUACUAAGGGUUCCCGCAAACCCAGCAUCAAAAAAGAACCCAAAUCCUCUCCGAGGCCCACUGCGGCCGCUGUCACUACCACUGCAGAUAAACGCAAGGCCAAGGCACCCACAAAGACUUCCCAGAAGUCUCGUGAGUUUGUCGACACGGACUCUUCGUCGUCGGACUCCGAGGGGAACGACAGCAUCCCGUCGUCGUCGCAGACGCCCAAAUACACGGAGAGUAUCAGGACCCCCGUGUGUGUGUUUUCUCCAAUGGAAGAAAAAGAGCUGCUGUCUCCCCUCAGUGACCCUGAGGAGCGCUACCCUGCAAGGCAGCCUCAGCACCAGGUUCUACUAGUGAAGAUAGAUCUCAGCUUGCUGUCUAGGAUCCCGGGGCGGCCCUACAAGGAGCCUGCAGAGAUAAAAGUGGAGAGGGACGACUCUCUAGACAGGGACAGCAAAGACUUCAGCAAACAGAGCUCUGAGAAGAGCUCGAGUAAGGCCAAGAGGAAACACAAGAACGACGAAGACGGCACAAAGCCAGAGAGCAAGCGUUGCAAGCUAGAGGAGAAGUCCCUAUCUCAUCAUAAAAACAGCAGUAAAGAGUCUAAGAGGUCUAUGGAGAAGAAAGAGGAGCCAGUCCCCUCCCCUUCCAUAUCAGGUCUUCAGCGGACGCCCAAGGCAGAGCAUCCGAGUCGAAAGAGGACAGUCAGCCAGUCCUCCACGUCUUUGUCUAGCGGGACAGGAAGUGGGAAGGAGGGAAGCCACAGCACCAAGGGCAACUCCACCUCCAAACACAGAAAAGGAGAGGACAAGGGACGCAGCACACGCGAGGGCAAGGAGAAAUCCUCAAAGGGCUGCGAUAACCAGCUGGCUGUGCCUCCGCUCUCCACGGACGGCUCCAAGUCUCAGAGAUCCAAGCUGGUGUUUGAGGACAGGGUCCAUUCGGCAGAUCACUACUUACAAGAGGCCAAGAAACUGAAACACAAUGCAGAUGCACUGCUGGACCGCUUCGAGAAGGCCGUUUACUACCUGGACGCUGUGGUGUCGUUCAUUGAAUGUGGUAAUGCUCUGGAGAAGAGCGCUCAAGAAGCAAAGUCUCCCUUCCCCAUGUAUGCUGAAACGGUGGAGCUUAUCAAAUACACUAUGAAGUUAAAAAGCUACCUGGCCCCAGAUGCUACUUCAGCGGACAAGAGGCUAGCUGUGCUUUGCCUCCGAUGCCAGUCCCUCCUCUACCUGCGGUUAUUCAAGCUGAGGAAAGACAGCGCACUAAAAUACUCCAAAACACUCACCGAACACUUAAAGAAUUCUCUGAGUAACACCCAGGCUCCCUCUCCUGGAAUGGGAAACAAGGCAGCGGGUAUGCCCUCUCCAGUGUCUCCCAAACUGUCGCCUGGUACGGCCGGUGGCUACUCGUCAGUCAGCAGCAGCAGCAGCGCCAGCUCGUCUGUGACCAUACCUCAGCGUAUCCACCAGAUGGCCGCCAGCUACGUCCAGGUCACCUCCAACUUCCUGUACGCCACCGAGGUCUGGGACCAGGCGGAGCAACUAUCCAAGGAGCAGAAAGAAUUCUUCUUGGAGUUGGACAAGGUGAUGGGUCCUCUGAUCUUCAACACCAGCAGCAUGACAGAACUGGUGCGUUACACGCGGCAGGGCCUCCACUGGCUGCGACUGGACGCAAAGCUUAUUCCCUAGCAAGCACUCGUUCCCUGCUCGCUGCUUCGUCACACACACACACACACACACAGACGCACACACACCUCAGCUUCUUGAGUUCAGCAACGUGUGCUCAAAGACAGUCACGCACGCCCUCACAGACAGACACACAUACAAUGAUGUACUGUACGCACGCACACACACAAACAAACAGUCCACCUCUGCUCCUCCAUGUAAACACACACACACGUGAUGAACUUCUCAGACAUAUCUCCAACACUGUGUCCAUUUUCUACACCAGCUUGCCAAAAACACUGAGCAGUCUAGAGCAUCUCACGCCGUCGACAGCACCACACAGGGAGAAACAUCGGAAAACUGCAGCACAGGAACUAAAAAAGAAGAAGAAGAAAAAAAAAAAAAAAAAAAGCUUAUCGCCAUGCUUCAUAUAUCGGCAUUCUUACAAUCUUGGCAUGGAAGCGCUGGGUGAUCUAUUUGCUAUGAAAACGCUUACAAAUGGGGUUUGGUUUUUAGGCUACUUUGGCUUUUAACUUUUUGUUUUACUUUGUUUCACCAAAGUACCUCCCAUAAACACCAAAGGUGCUUUAAAAUGAAGGUUUCUCUUUAUCAUUUUUGUGCCUUGUAUGUGAGUGACAGGAAAACAAACAGCCACCCAUCAUAUCUGAAUUUUUUAAUUAUUUUUUGCUUUAACUAAUUUUAUGCAUUUUUAAAAAAUUAUUUAACAGUUAAUGGAAGCUGGCAACAUUCAUGAUUUUGAUUGCAAUCUUUCAGUUUUAAGUCACGUCCUGUUAACACAUUUUAGAGCAAAGAUGGAGUUGGCCACAAAUGAAGCUACAUUGCACCAUCAUGAUUUAUCUUUCCUGCAAAGUCUCUAGGCGCUAUAGCUUAAUCCUGGACUGUAGGAAGGGCUACUGUGCACAGCAGAUUAAUACUUCUGACACACACAUAUUUAUAAAUGUUCUCUUUAUCGAUCAGCGUAUUAGUUUUUAAACAGUUGUUUUUAUUUCCCGGAAUCAUGAACUAAUUUAAUCCCGGCUAGAAAAUGAAAUGUUGAUCAGUUUGUUCAAACCACUGUGGUCCGGUUUAAUGCAAGGAGCAGCAUGCCCUCUAGGGGGCGCUAGCAGGAGCCUUUAGCCUCUUGGUCCCUUUAAUAAAAUUGAUCUUGUCAAUGUUCUCUCUAAGAGAUUUGCUUUCUUUUUAAGCUCCAGGAUACGAGGCCACUUCCUAUGAAAUGUUUUUACACUUGUAGCGACAUUGUUCAUUGAGAAAUUUCCUUGAGGAAGAGUGACUUCCAGACGGUGUUAUUCAUUGUUUUGAUCCCUUGUUUGCUCAGAGUGUAUUUUUCUAAGGAACAGCAGGGAGUGUCUUAAGUAUUGAAGAUCACUUCCACACACACACACACACACACACACACACACACACACACACACACACACACACACACACACACACACACACGCAAUGCAGUUAUUUACAGUGCAGUUUAUACAAAAUGGGCCUGAAUGACCACUAAUUUGAAACAACAAAAUCAAGCAAAUCUGUAAGGAAAUAUUUAGAGGCAAACUCAUCAGUGUUGCAUUUAUAGAUAAAAGAGUUUUAAAUCUAUCAUUAUAUAUUUCGAAAAAGAAGUAUAACGGCCAAUAAAGAUUUUAUUUAUAUACCAAGCAGUUUUUUUUUUUUUUUUUUUUUCUUCCUCUGGCCACGCAGAAGUAUAACUUUUUCAAAUGCAUUCUUUUAAAACAGGGUUGAACCAAGGGUUAUGAGAUGCAAAGUAUUUGUUUGUGUAUGUCAUUUUUAUUUUUUUUUUUCCUAUUUAAAUUUUAAUCAUACUUGUAUUACAAGGCGGUAGAUAAGAAACGUUUUCAGUUAGUCGUUAGGCGGGUAAAGACCGACUGAGUAACAGUGAAUGCCGGCUGUCCAGAUAUCAACAUCUCUCUUGUUUAAAAUGACUGGUUGUCAUCAAGGGAUAUGUGGAUGGCAGUGGUUUUUGAAUGAAGACGUUAACAUUUCACCCAAGAUUCAGUGUGUUUUGUUAAUUGUCAAUGACAUGAAGGACUGUGCUUUUUUUUGUGUGUAUGUUUUUUAAGCUCACUUCCACUUAAAACAUGCUGGAAACAUUUAAGCCUGGGUCAAAUAGUAUUCAUGGAAACUAUGGUUGGUUAUGUUUUGGUUAAUGGCAGACGAGUUUGGAAAAGAAGAAAGUGCCAGAAAGUUUCAGACCUGCAAUAGUCUUGUUUCUUUCUGACACUUUAUUUGUAUCUUUCCAUCAUAAAUGUGGUGUAUUGUCCCUUAAACGUACACCCUUUUCAUCUCAAGGUAAAACAAAGCUGAAGAAUUGUACUAUUUGACCAAGGUUUGACCUUUUUUUUUUUUGUUGUGUUUUGUAUUUUCUUUCAUUCACUGGCUCCCUGGCCUUAAUUGUAGGAGGGGAUACUGUUAUUUCCUCUGGCACUUGAAAAAGAGAAAGCCAGAGGGGGUAUUAUUUUAUCUAUGCAGGAUUUUUAACAAAAAAAAAAAAAAAGGAUCCGUUUCUGUGGAAAACUUUUUGGCUUGGGAUUUUUUUUCCCUGCUUCUUUUUCUUGCCUCAGUGAGAAACCUGUUGAACUCAAGUGUCCAAUGCCUUUAGCUUUUUGCAAUUUUGUGUACUGGUUUAGUAUAUAUGUGUAUAUAGAUCUGUUUUUUAUAACCAAACACAGAUGGCUUGAGCCAUUUUGUACUUAAAGCUGGAGGCCACUUUUCUCAUAGGGAUUCCUCUGUGGGUUUUGCCAGCCCAGUCAAUGUCUUCAUACACUGGUACACUUUGUAAGUACAGGUCCGCGCCUUGUGUUCCCUACACUAUCUUGUAGUCAGAUGUACAAAAAUUUAGCAUUAGAGUAAUUUUUAACAGUUUGCUACUCACACUUAUUUAUUUUUCUGCCCCUUUGCCUAAUAUUUUUUUUUUCUAUUUUGCCAUUUUAAGGAGUUCCAUUUUAUGAAAUGAGGAAGAUGUAAAUGUAUUGGGGUUGUUCAUGAUGAGAUUUCAUUGUAAGUAGUAAUUAAUAUUAAUUCUAACUUGAAAGAAUCCAGGGUAAGAUGAGUUUCUUUUUUUUUUUUUUUUUUUUUUUUUUGGACAUUCAGUAGGAAGAUGUUAACACUUGCAUGUUUCUAUUUAAAUACAAAUGUAUAAAUUGUAAAUAUAACAUUUCUUUAAGGGUGAAUUUCUACUACAGGUUGACAUUUUUAUUGAAAUUUAAAAAUGCUGUAAAUACAUUUGUGAGAUACUUUAUGCACAUUUUUUGUCCCCCCCACUGUGGGCUUUUUUGUUCUCUUAUUCUUCCAAGCUGUUACAGAGAACAUCCCAGUCUCUUAACACUGUAUAUCAAAUUUAUUUCUCAGUCCUUUUUCUUACUCGUGCUCGUAUUCUUUGUCUUCUGCUUCACUGUCUCCCAGUAUCACGGUCGCCACAUAAUCAUUAAUGUCUCUAGAUCCAAGUGAGAAUAUUUGGUCUUCUCUGUAUUUGAUAUGGAGGCGUGUUCUUUUCAUGAAAUGUAUAUUGUUAAGCUCAUGGGAUGGAUGGAUGGUGUGUACAGUCCGUUGUGUAAAACCACGUCUGUUUCCUCCUCACGAGAGAGAGAACGAGAGAUGUAUUUACUAUGUGUCCCUUUUGAACAAUUGGUCCAACAUGUUUUUUGAAACAGAGGUAUUUCUCUACAGGUCAAAACAGUUGUAGCAGUUUAUACAGUAUGUUGUAUAACACCUUUUUUCUAAAAGUCGUCUCUAAAGUGAGACCAGCAGCAUACACUAUGUACAAUAGUCUAAAUUGGAUUAGUUUUACGAGAACUGAUGAUAGAGAUACUAUAUAUGAUGGAUGCAAUAUGAUUAAAGGUACUCAUUGAGUUUGAUCUUCAAACUUAGGUUAUGUAAUUUAAAGCAUUCUUGUGAAGUGAGUAUUAAUUGUGACUAAUGAGAGUCUGUCCUGAAUAUUCUUUGUAUUUUGCCGUAUUGAGAAUAAAAUAUA
This is a messenger RNA of Anoplopoma fimbria (sablefish), 7715 nucleotides long. It is a transcript of the gene aff4, whose product is annotated as AF4/FMR2 family, member 4. Lineage: Eukaryota; Metazoa; Chordata; Actinopteri; Perciformes; Anoplopomatidae. The transcript is spliced from 21 exons. Gene Ontology annotation, cellular component: super elongation complex; nucleus. The record is from RefSeq and is a predicted model, not a curated record. Bases 272 to 3739 code for a protein of 1155 amino acids. Gene Ontology annotation, biological process: regulation of gene expression.